AUGUCGGAGCUUGCGUGGAAAACUGUGGGACUGGGGUUCCCCUGUGAAUUAGGAGCGGGAUUGAGUAAAAGAUCCUUGGCCGCGAAGAGGAAGCGCAGCGGCUGCAGGGCGGACGCCGGCCGGGGCCCAAAUAACAUCCAAAGAAGGUUUGUUACCAGUGCCCUUCAGCAAACUGUUUGCCUUCCCUUAGUACAGCUGCCCUGUGCGCAGCUGGUAGACUUAAGAAGUUGCACUUUAAAUGGAGAGGGCAAAGAAAAGCAGUUCUGUAACGUGAUUGUUACUUUUCAGAAGAAGAAUCUUAAAGCUGGGAUUGAACUUCUUGCAGCAGAGCUUCCUCCUCCGUACACUGCCAUUGCAAGCCCAGAUGCCAGCGGUGUUCCUGUCAUAAACUGCCGUGUGUGCCAGUCGCUAAUCAAUUUGGAUGGCAAGCUACACCAGCACGUUGUUAAGUGCACAGUUUGCAAUGAAGCUACGCCAAUCAAAAACCCUCCUGCAGGGAAGAAGUAUGUUAGAUGUCAAUGUAACUGUCUCCUUAUCUGUAAGGAUACGUCUCGGAAAAUAGGCUGUCCAAGACCAAACUGUAGACGCAUCAUUACUCUUGGUCCGGUAAUGCUGAUCCCAGAAGAGCAGCCAGCUCAGCCUGCCUUGCCAGUCCAACCAGAUGGAACUAGAGUGGUAUGUGGGCACUGUGGAAAUACGUUCCUUUGGAUGGAACUGAGGUUUAACACACUAGCAAAAUGCCCACACUGCAAAAAAAUUUCUUCUGUUGGAAGUGCACUGCCAAGGAGACGCUGCUGCGCAUAUAUUACAAUUGGAAUGAUAUGCAUCUUCAUUGGAGUUGGAUUAACUGUUGGUACCCAGGAUUUCGCCCGGCGGUUUCAUGCAACGUAUGUUUCUUGGGCUAUCGCUUAUCUCUUAGGUUUAAUCUGCCUCAUUCGAGCCUGCUACUGGGGAGCCAUUAAAGUCAGUUAUCCAGAGCACAGUUUUGCAUAGAGGAAUUGUUAGGUUAUAGCAAAUGAACAUCUAGUAAAUCUGGAUAUUACAUCUUGGACACUUUUAAAACCUUUCCUGUAAGGAUUCCAUUCUGUUCAAAGUAGUUUUAAGACUGGGGGUCUCCAAGAACAAAUGUUCAUUGCACUACAUAAUAUGCAAAUAGUUUGUUUUGCUGCUAGAUUCCCUAGCUCUGAAUACUAAAGCUGUGUUUACAUGUUCAUAACUCUGUCUUUAUAGGUGUUGAAUUUUCUUUCAACAGACAGUAUUAAGUUUUACAUUUCCUUUGUUAUGUUAAAAUCCGUCUGCCAUUUUUCUAGUUUAUCAGUAAGAAUUCAAAAGCAAAAGUGUUUAUAAGUGUUUCUACAGUAGCUUCACAUUUGUACUUAAAAUUUUAACUAAAAUUAUAUUGAAGUGGCUUGCUUUAAAACCUAAGCAAUAAGCAUUUUGCUUGAACUGCUUACUGUAUCUUUUGCCUAAGAUCAUAGUGACCUUAUCCAGGAAAUGAAAGUUAUGAGUGUACUUUAAACGACUGAUGCUGUUGCUAGAGAGACAUUUGUAAACACUGUAUGCUUGAGAUUUUUGAGGUGGAGAGAUGCUAUUUCGGUAGUCCAAUUAAAUUUCCAUUUAUCCAGGAUUGGGUUACAGUUAGGAUAAAUGUUUUCUUCUCAAGGGUCCUGGGACUUAGGUGUUUGGGGUUUUAUUUUGUUUUGUUUUUUUUAACUGGCAAAUCCUAAAAGCCAUGCUCGGAUUAUGGAACUUAACUCUGGUUAUUCGUACAAGUUCCUUUACAGGGUCUAAGGGAAGCAUUUCAUAUGACUUGUUUCAUAAUACUUCAGUGUCACAUAGGUGACAAUAUAAUGGUGAUGGGUUGCCUCUUUCUUUCCUCUGAUCAUGUCAGAUUUUCCCUGUUUGGAGAAGCUGUGCACUGGUCACUGCAAAGGGAGACACUGUAAAUUCACAUUAACUGCUGUAAUAAGGAAAUGGGUAAACUAUUACUAUUACUGGGACCAUUCCAUCAAAGUACAUCUAGUCAAAUUUAGCACUGACUUGCAAAGAGAAUACGGAGACAGAAAGUUUUUUCUAAUGAUGUAUUCCAAAAGGAUCGAGGGACCAGUUCUUGCACUGCCCAUCUUUAAAAUUUUAAACAAGUUUUUGCUAAAUUCAGAAGGAAUGUCCUGAGUUUUAGAUGACUGUAGUGAUUUAGAUAAUGGGGUCAGAUGGGUAAAUUAACGUGGAUGUUUCAGGGAUACAUGUAAUUUAAAUUAUCUAUGUUCCUGCUAGGACAAAAUGUUAUUCAGAUAAGGAUUUUGGAGCACAAUAAAUGUAAAUGAUCAAACUGUAAAUGAUCUGUCUUUGUAUGAUGCUAAAUGUAUAAAAGCAGUAGCUCAGGAUUACAAUGUACCUUUUACAAAUAAACUAAUAAAGAAAUAAAGAUUAUUAUUCAAAC
Molecule: messenger RNA, 2440 nt
Organism: Apaloderma vittatum (bar-tailed trogon)
Lineage: Eukaryota; Metazoa; Chordata; Aves; Trogoniformes; Trogonidae
Product: type 2 phosphatidylinositol 4,5-bisphosphate 4-phosphatase-like
Exons: 9
Coding region: 1-993 (330 amino acids)
Biological process (GO): phosphatidylinositol dephosphorylation
Cellular component (GO): lysosomal membrane; phagocytic vesicle membrane; late endosome membrane
Molecular function (GO): phosphatidylinositol-4,5-bisphosphate 4-phosphatase activity
Source: RefSeq, a predicted model, not a curated record